CAUCAACUUCAAGUCUCACCAAACUCUUCAAAACCUCGAACCCACCUCUCAAAUAUCAAGAUGCGCUUCUCCGUCGCCUGCACCGUGGCCUUCGUCGCCUCCCUGGCCUCCGCCAGCCCUCUCAUCAACCGCAACCAGGGCGGCUGGGAGUUCCCCGAGUCGAUGCCUCUCGUCACCCGUCAGGAUGUCCCUGAACCCGGCACGCCCGCCUACCUCUGCCACGAGAACUGCGGUACAUCCAUCACCCUUUCCCGCGAGGAGGGCUACUGCACCAACUACCAGUGGAUCGCCCGCUACGAUGCUUGCCUGCAGUGUGCCAACGCUCAGAACGUCUGGCAGUACUACGGAAACUCCGUCACUGCUGCGGCUGCUGCCUGCGGUCUUACCGCUGUGCCUGUCUAGAUGUUUCCACCUGUUUGGCAGGUAAAGCGUGACUAAAAGGCUUGGGGUGACCGGGGAAAUGAUUUGAAGUUUUGAGCGAG
Molecule: messenger RNA, 482 nt
Organism: Colletotrichum godetiae
Lineage: Eukaryota; Fungi; Ascomycota; Sordariomycetes; Glomerellales; Glomerellaceae
Exons: 2
Coding region: 61-402 (113 amino acids)
Source: RefSeq, a predicted model, not a curated record